Molecule: messenger RNA, 810 nt
Organism: Beauveria bassiana ARSEF 2860
Lineage: Eukaryota; Fungi; Ascomycota; Sordariomycetes; Hypocreales; Cordycipitaceae
Product: phosphoadenosine phosphosulfate reductase
Exons: 3
Coding region: 1-810 (269 amino acids)
Biological process (GO): FAD biosynthetic process
Molecular function (GO): FMN adenylyltransferase activity
Source: RefSeq, a predicted model, not a curated record
AUGCCGAGCACACAGACCAACGGCGCAGCGCACGCCGGCGAGGCCGCAAACGGCCGCGCAUCGACGUUGCCGGCCGUAUGCGCCGAGCUGCGGCGCAAGGUCCUGGCGUUUCUCGACACGCCUGCCGCGGACGAGGCGGUUAGGAGAACACAGGAGCAGACACGCAUAUCACUGCAAGUCGUGGAGAAGGCCCUGAAGCGUUACAAGUUCGAGGAGCUAUCGCUCUCUUAUAAUGGUGGAAAGGACUGCCUCUGCCUGUUGGUGCUUCUGCUGGCAUGCCUACCGACCCUGACGACAACGGCGGACGGCGGCAAGACGUCGACGGCGGACGUGCCCCGGAUCCAGGCCAUGUACAUUGCGCCGCCGGACCCCUUCCCCGAGAUGGGCGAGUUUGUCGCACAAUCGACUCGCGAGUACCAUCUGGAUUUGAAGCAAUACACAAUGGCGAUGCGGCCCGCGCUGGACGCGUACCUGGCCGAGACGCCGGCGGUCCGGGCCAUCUUCAUGGGCACUCGGCGGACGGACCCGUACAGCGAGCACCUGGAGCAUUUCAGCAUGACCGACGCGGGCUGGCCACAGUUUAUGCGGGUCAAUCCUAUGAUUGACUGGCACUACGUGGAUAUUUGGAUUUUUUUGCGUCAAUUGGACAUUCCGUACUGUAACCUGUAUAACCUUGGAUAUACGUCUCUUGGAGGCACGAGCAACACGAAACCGAACCCGAAGCUAGCGAUCGAUGCAGAGUGUACCAAGUUUAGGCCAGCGUACGAUUUGACUCAAGAUGAGGACGAGAGGCUGGGACGAGGUCGAUAG